This is a messenger RNA of Solanum stenotomum, 1678 nucleotides long. Its product is annotated as 11S globulin seed storage protein 2-like. Bases 65 to 1510 code for a protein of 481 amino acids. The transcript is spliced from 3 exons. Gene Ontology annotation, molecular function: nutrient reservoir activity. The record is from RefSeq and is a predicted model, not a curated record. NCBI's taxonomy places the organism in Eukaryota, Viridiplantae, Streptophyta, Magnoliopsida, Solanales, Solanaceae.
CCAAAUCUCAUCUCAUCUUUGUAUUUUUAAUCAAUUAGUAAUAAAACAAUAAAAAUCCUUAGCCAUGGCGGUCUCUACUAGGCUUGUGUUAGCUAUACUCUUCUCUGCUUUUCUCUUAUCUGCAGCAAAUGCAUAUAGAGAAUAUCCGGUUCAGCAAGGUCAGCACGGUCAGAGAAGCAUUCCUCUGACUCAAGCUCAACAAUGCCGCUUACAGAGGCUUACUGGAACUCAGCCCUCUCAGCGCAUUGAGUCAGAGGGCGGCUACACUGAGCUGUGGGACGAGAAUGAGGAGCAAUUCCAGUGUGUUGGAGUUGCUCCUAUGAGGAGUGUUAUUCGCCAAAAUUCUCUCUCUUUGCCUAAUUUUCAUCCCAUGCCUCGCUUGGUUUAUAUUGAGCAAGGCAGGGGAUUGAUUAGCGUUAUUAACCCUGGUUGUGCUGAGACUUUCCAAUCUCAGACCUUCCAGGCUGGCCGAAUGACAGGUGAAGAGAGGGGCCAGAGCCGCGGAAAUGACCAGCACCAGAAGGUCCACCGCAUUCGCCAAGGUGAUGUCGUGGCAAUUCCAGCUGGCGCUGCUCAUUGGUGCUAUAACGACGGUGAGGAAGAGCUUGUAGCCGUCUCCAUUAACGAUCUCAACCAUCGGUCCAACCAGCUUGAUCAGAACUUCAGGGCAUUUUACUUGGCCGGUGGAGUACAAGAAAUUAGUGGAAGGCAAAUUGGUGUAGGAAAGCAAAGCACACAGAAGUUCCAGAACAUUUUCCGUGCUUUUAACACAGAAUUGAUGGCAGAGGCCUUCAACAUUCCCGUAGAGAUUGUGAGGAAGAUGCAAGAAGAACAGAACGAACGUGGACUAAUUAUUAAUGUCAGGGAAGGAAUGAGCAUGAUUAGGGCCGAUGAAGAAGAAGAGGAAUUCGAAGGGCGAUCACAACGAGGACAACAAUGGUGGGCGCAAGUUACUGGAAAUGGCUUGGAAGAAAACAUUUGCACAAUGAAAAUCCGCACCAACAUGGAUACUCAAAGACGAGCUGACAUCUACUCAAGGCAAGCUGGCAAAAUUAAGCAUGUUAAUCGCCAAAAACUUUCCAUCCUUAGAGACAUGGACAUGAGUGCCUCUAAAGGAACCCUAUAUCCGAAUGCACUUAUGAGUCCUCAUUGGUCUGUGAACGGACACAGCAUUAUCUACGUGAAAAGAGGAGAUGCACAAGUGCAGGUAGUAGAUCACACCGGGCAACAAGUGAUGAACGACAGGGUAAAUCAAGGAGAAAUGUUUGUAGUCCCUCAAUACUAUGCCUCAACAGUGAAAGCAGGGCAAAAUGGAUUUGAAUUCGCGGUGUUUAGGACAAGUAGUCAACCAAUGAACAGCCAACUUGCAGGUUACACAUCAGUGAUUAGAGCAAUGCCUAUUGAAGUCCUCACAAACGCGUACCAGAUAUCGCCAAAUGAAGCACAGCGUUUGAAGAUGAACAGAGGAGGAGAGAGUUUCCUGCUAUCUCCCCAGAGAAAGUCAUUCUGAAAUGGCUUUUAAUGUGUAAUAAUCCCACCUUGGCUAUCGCCUAGUAGUACUGGUUUGUAGUCUUUGUUUUUAGGCAAAGAUGAAGCAAGAGCGACUUGUAUUUAGGAGCAAAUAAUGUAACGAAUAAAGCUCCUGCCUUUUUUGUACCUAAAUUUCAUCCAAGAUGUU